AUGAAACUCGAUGGUAUAGAGGACAGGCUACUGGGAGCCCUGAGAAAAGCAGCACUUGAGGCGUGCAAACUCUCCUAUAGUCCCUACUCCCAUUUCCGUGUCGGUUGCUCCAUACUGACGAACGACGAUGUCAUCUUCACCGGUGCCAAUGUCGAGAAUGCAAGCUACAGUAAUUGCAUAUGUGCAGAACGGUCUGCUGUGAUACAAGUCCUGAUGGCAGGCUACCGUUCAGGCUGGAAAUGCAUGGUCGUCUGUGGCGACUCUAAAGAGGAGUGUGUGUCGCCCUGUGGUGUUUGCAGACAGUUCAUCAAUGAAUUUGUGGUGAAGGACUUUCCUAUCGUCAUGCUCAACUCUACUGGUUCCCGCUCCAAGGUCAUGACGAUUGGAGAACUGCUGCCAAUGGCUUUUGGCCCCUCCCAUUUGGCAUAG
Molecule: messenger RNA, 429 nt
Organism: Saccharomyces kudriavzevii IFO 1802
Lineage: Eukaryota; Fungi; Ascomycota; Saccharomycetes; Saccharomycetales; Saccharomycetaceae
Gene: CDD1
Product: cytidine deaminase
Exons: 1
Coding region: 1-429 (142 amino acids)
Cellular component (GO): cytosol
Molecular function (GO): zinc ion binding; cytidine deaminase activity
Source: RefSeq, a predicted model, not a curated record